GUUGUGGUUGGGCCAAGGGCGGGACUCCUAAAAAUCUGGGCUGUGAGUCCGUGGAGGAGGGGGGGAGGCAGGGAGGCAGGGAGGCGAGGGUAAGGGAGAAGGGAGGGAGCGAGGGAGCGAGGGAGUAGGAAGGGGCGGAGAAGAGGGGAGUUCUAGUGUAUUGGAGUAGUGAGUGAGUGAGUCUCGAGGUGCCGUGUCGAGUUGGCUCACGUUUGUUCGUGGUUGUGUCAUUACUGGCCGUCGGUGUCGUUGUCGUCGUGAGGUGGGCAGAGGAGAGAGUGACCGUAGGCAGGUGCUUGGUCGUUCUGUUGGUCGAGGAAGCGCAGCCGAGUUCUGAACACCAUGCCUCCGAAGAGAAAGGCACCUGCUAAGAAGAAGGAAGAAUCGCCACCACCAUCGGAGUCGGAGAUUGAGUCUGAGGAAGACGACGUCGAGUCUGACAUCGAGCCGGAAUCGCCGAAGCCCAAGAAGGCCAAGGCACCUGCUAAGCCGAAAGCUCCACCCAAGCCCAAGGCUGCCCCUGCUCCUAAGAAAACCAAAGCCGUCCCAGCUAAGCCAGCUGCGAAGGUCGCACCCCCGAAGAAAGAGGCCAAAAAAGCCCCUCCCAAAGCUCAAGAGCCUGAGAAGCCAGCCCCUCCUGCUGCCACACCAGAGAAGAAAGCACCUGCCAAGAGUGGCUCAAAGCAGAUCAUCAUCGAGCACUGCAAACAAUGCAACAGUUUCAAACAGCGGGCCUUCAAAAUUCAAGACCUUUUGAAGGGUUCUGUCCCUGACGUGGAGAUCACAAUCAAUCCCGAGAAGCCGAGGAAGGGAGUUUUUGAAAUCCGAGAAGCCGGCACCGGCGGCAAAGUCUUUCUGUCCCUUACGGGCUUGGUCAGACCUUUCGUCAAACUGAAAGCAUUGAACUUGGAGGAGACAGCGCAAGACGUUGUUGCCCAGAUCGCCUGAGCGUCGAAGAAGAAACAUUUUGACUUAGUGAUGGGAUCCAGGGAAGAGUGUAAAGCACUCAGCCUCUAAACUCAGUGUGCACCUGCGGGCUCGCCCACUUAGUGAGCAUGCGCAGUAUCUACGAUACUACCGUGCAGCAGCAUUCAGAUCGCACACCUAUGGGCUGUUACUUAAUACUUUUCAUGUUGUGGACGGCAGUACCACCUUUGUG
Marchantia polymorpha subsp. ruderalis is the source of this 1159-nucleotide messenger RNA. The record is from the annotation of a GenBank genome assembly. NCBI's taxonomy places the organism in Eukaryota, Viridiplantae, Streptophyta, Marchantiopsida, Marchantiales, Marchantiaceae.